Beta vulgaris subsp. vulgaris (sugar beet) is the source of this 1618-nucleotide messenger RNA. Its product is annotated as protein phosphatase 2C 37. The coding region runs from base 112 to 1308 and encodes 398 amino acids. The record is from RefSeq and is a predicted model, not a curated record. Gene Ontology annotation, cellular component: cytosol; nucleus. The transcript is spliced from 3 exons. Gene Ontology annotation, molecular function: protein serine/threonine phosphatase activity; cation binding. NCBI's taxonomy places the organism in Eukaryota, Viridiplantae, Streptophyta, Magnoliopsida, Caryophyllales, Amaranthaceae. Gene Ontology annotation, biological process: protein dephosphorylation.
CUUUUCUCUCUCCAUUGUUUUGUUUCCUCUCUAUCUUCUCUAAUUUAAUCAAUACUCUUAACUCCGGUUCGAACCGGGUUUUAUUUUUUUAUCAAAGAUUUUUUUAAGCAAAUGGCGGGAAUGUGCUGUGGAAUUAAAGUAGGUGAGAAUGAACCGGGGAGUCCGGUUGAACCGUCGACGAGAACUGCUCGUCGGCGAAGAAUGGAACUUCGGCAAAUCAAGAUUAUUUCUGAUAUAGCUGAAAGUACUCGAAUGAAGCGUCGGAAAGUUGAAGAUCAAGAUGAGAGAGAUGAUGAAUUGAAGCUAUUUCAAGCGCGUGAGUGUGAGAAUGCUAGCGUUGAUGAUUUUAUGAUGUCGAAAAUUUCUGAUGUUCCGGUGAAGGUUGAAGAUGUUCCGAAGUUCGGUGUUACGUCUGUUUGUGGUAGGAGGAGAGAUAUGGAAGAUUCUGUUACUGUUCGUCCUUCGUUUUGUAGUAGUAAUAAUAAUAACAAUGGCGGAUUUCACUUUUACGGUGUUUACGACGGCCAUGGAUGUUCUCAUGUAGCAAAGAGGUGUAAAGAGAGGAUGCAUAUGAUAGUCAAGGAAGAGAUCGAGAAGAAUGAAGGUGAAGAGUGGACAGAGACGAUGUCUCAGAGCUUCAAAAGGAUGGAUAGAGAAGUAGGAGAGAGAAUAACGACGACGAAUAACGUCGUCGUUUCAACCUCCACUAGUUGUCGUUGUGAGCUUCAAACACCUCAGUGCGACGCCGUUGGAUCUACUGCCGUCGUCGCUGUCGUUUCAUCGGAGAAAAUUGUCGUUUCGAACUGCGGCGAUUCUCGCGCUGUUCUCUGCCGUAACGGCGUCGCCAUCCCUCUUUCCUCUGAUCACAAGCCGGAUAGAGCGGACGAGUUGAAGCGGAUAGAGGAAGCGGGUGGGCGGGUAAUAUAUUGGGAUGGUGCAAGAGUGCUUGGAAUGUUGGCAAUGUCAAGAGCAAUAGGAGAUAAUUAUCUAAAACCAUAUGUAAUACCCGACCCGGAAGUAACAAUAACGGAUCGGGCAUCGGAUGACGAAUGUUUGAUAUUAGCUAGUGACGGGUUAUGGGAUGUUGUAUCGAAUGAAACGGCGACAGCAGUGGCGAGGAUGUGCUUGAUUAAUGCUGAGAAGCCGCCAUCGCCGCCUCGUUCACCAGGGAACAAGACGGUGGUGGCGGCUCAAAGGGAGAGCUCCGAUAAGGCGUGUUCGGAUGCUUCUAUAUUGCUAACAAAGUUGGCUUUGGCGAGGCAAAGUGCUGAUAAUGUUAGUGUUGUUGUAGUUGAUCUUAGGAGAUGAUAAUUAAUUAAUUUUAGGAAGGAAUUUUUAAUUUUGUUUUGUUUUGUUUUGGUGUUUUGAUGUUUAUUCUUAGGAAGGUUUCCUCGUAUUGAAAGGGUAAGAAAAUGUCCAAAUGUAUGGAGGAAAGGGCAAGAGGCAAUAGUAUACUUUAGUAUUUUACUAGUAUAAGUAUGGUAUAGGAGAAAUUAAUUAGGGGUUUCCACGGUGAUUGUUAGAAUUAAAAUUGUAAAAAGAAAGUCGUGGUGACUAAUUUGUAUCAAGAUCUAUUUUAAACUAAUUGGAGUUUAUAUUGCUCUUUUCUUUCUUACUA